Medicago truncatula (barrel medic) is the source of this 1929-nucleotide messenger RNA. Its product is annotated as aldehyde dehydrogenase family 2 member B4, mitochondrial. Lineage: Eukaryota; Viridiplantae; Streptophyta; Magnoliopsida; Fabales; Fabaceae. Gene Ontology annotation, molecular function: oxidoreductase activity, acting on the aldehyde or oxo group of donors, NAD or NADP as acceptor. The transcript is spliced from 11 exons. Bases 67 to 1695 code for a protein of 542 amino acids. The record is from RefSeq and is a predicted model, not a curated record.
CUUAUUUAUACUAAGUAGAACAAAACAAUGCCACUGAGCCUAAGUUGGUAACAAUCUUUUUCUAUCAUGGCAGCACGCAGAUUUUUCUCCUUGGUUUCUCGUUCUCAAUCUUUCCCUAGGCCUACUCUUGGCUUUGUUUCUCUGCUUCAUACAUUAGGAAGAGACACUCAAAGGAGUAGAAACAUAAGCAAGUUGAGCACUGCUGCUGAAGUUGAUGAAUUAAUCACACCAUCUGUGGAAAUAAGAUACACAAAGAAUCUCAUUAAUGGGAAAUUUAUGGAUGCUGCAUCAGGAAAAACUUUUCCUGCUUAUGACCCAAGAACUGGGGAAGUGAUUGCUCAUGUUGCUGAAGGUGAUCAAGAAGAUAUCAAUCGUGCAGUAUCUGCAGCUAGAAAGGCUUUUGAUGAAGGACCAUGGCCAAAGAUGACCCCUUAUGAAAGAUCACGGAUCCUAUUGCGUGUUGCUGAUUUGGUUGAGAAACACAACGAUGAACUUGCGGCAUUGGAAACAUGGAAUAACGGCAAGCUUUAUGAGCAAGCUGUAAAUAUUGAAGUGCCUAUGUUUGUACGUUUGCUCCGCUACUAUGCUGGUUGGGCAGAUAAAAUACAUGGUCUCACAGUUCCAGCUGAUGGGAAUUAUCAUGUACAAGUAUUGCAUGAACCAAUUGGGGUUGCAGGACAAAUCAUACCUUGGAACUUUCCUAUAUUGUUGUUUGCUUGGAAAGUUGGUCCUGCAUUAGCAUGUGGUAAUACUGUUGUAGUAAAGACUGCUGAACAAACACCUUUAACUGGUUUAUUUGCAGCACAGCUAUUUCAAGAGGCUGGUCUUCCACCUGGAGUUCUAAAUGUUGUGUCUGGUUUUGGUCCAACUGCUGGUUCUGCUCUUGCCAGUCAUAUGGAUGUUGACAAGAUAGCAUUCACUGGAUCAACUGACACAGGAAAAAUAAUAUACCAAUUGGCUGCAAAAAGCAAUCUCAAGCCAGUUACAUUAGAGCUUGGAGGAAAAUCACCAUUUAUAGUGUGUGAGGAUGCUGAUGUUGACAAGGCUGUUGAACUUGCACAUUUUGCUUUGUUCUUUAAUCAGGGUCAAUGUUGUUGUGCCGGGUCGCGUACUUAUGUCCAUGAACGAAUAUAUGAUGAGUUCUUGGAGAAAGCCAAGGCCGCUGCUUUGAGACGUGUUGUUGGCGAUCCAUUCAAGAAAGGUGUAGAACAAGGUCCUCAGGUUGAUUCACAACAGUUUGAGAAAAUCCUCAAAUACAUCAAGUCAGGUGUUGAAAGUAAUGCUACUCUUGAAUGUGGUGGUGACAGAAUUGGCACAAAAGGCUUCUUUGUCCAACCAACAGUCUUCUCAAAUGUUCAGGAUGACAUGUCAAUAGCUAAGGAUGAGAUCUUCGGCCCUGUUCAAACCAUAUUGAAAUUCAAGGACACUGAUGAAGUCAUAAGAAGGGCAAAUAAUACACGUUAUGGUCUUGCUGCAGGAGUGUUCACAAAUAAUUUGGACACUGCAAAUACUUUGAUGAGAGGAUUAAAGGCAGGAACAGUGUGGAUUAAUUGCUUUGAUGUGUUUGAUGCUGCAAUUCCAUUUGGUGGGUACAAGAUGAGUGGGGUAGGAAGGGAGAAAGGUAUAUAUAGUCUUCAUAAUUACUUGCAAGUUAAGGCUGUGGUUACACCUCUAAAGAAUCCAGCAUGGUUGUAAAUGUAAGUUAAUCAAGUAAGUAUAUGGUUGGUUUUGAUGUGAUUGAGAAUAAAUAAUGGGUGUGACAUGUAUAUAUGUAGUGUAAUGUCUACUUCAAUGGAGAUAAGAUAAUGUUAGUUAAUUAAUAACUAGGAUGAGAUCAUACAUAAGAUGCGGGUCGUGUUGGAACACAUCCUCGAGUAGAUGUUGUGUUGCUGGCUUGUAAUUUGUUCAAUAAACCUAUCUUUUUCUCCA